CGUCCACCUCUUUCCCCCAAGAACACUCAAUUCAUCCUCAAAAUGUCUAACGUUUACUUCGACGUCACGGCUGAUAACCAGCCCCUUGGCCGCAUCGUGUUCAAGCUCUUCGACGACGUCGUCCCCAAGACCACGAGGAACUUCCGUGAGCUUGCCACUGGCCAGCAUGGCUUUGGCUACGCCGGAUCUCCCUUCCACCGUGUUAUCCCCAACUUCAUGCUUCAGGGUGGUGACUUCACCAAGGGCAACGGCACCGGUGGCAAGUCCAUCUACGGAGAGAAAUUCGCCGACGAGAACUUCCAGCUGAAGCACACCAAGCCCUUCCUUCUUUCUAUGGCCAACGCUGGCAAGAACACCAACGGCUCCCAAUUCUUCAUCACGACCGUUGUCACCAGCUGGCUCGAUGGUGCCCACGUCGUUUUCGGCGAGGUUGUUGAGGGCCAGGAUGUCGUCAAGGCUGUCGAGGCUCUCGGCUCCUCGAGCGGUGCUACCAAGAAGAAGAUCGCCGUCUCUGCUUCCGGCACCGUCUAAACAGGCUAUCGCGGAGGAUAGCUAAACCCAGAAUAGCAAACACUUAAGCAAUCAAACUGAGCUUCAAUGCACUCAGUGCAGUCCUCGAAAUGAGGCUGCCUAUGUGAUCCACAUCAUAUGUUGUCAUCAUUUAAUCCUUCCAGCGUAGACUAAACCCAAUCGCACGAGGAAUGCGGUGUGAUCGUGGAGUACGAAGGUGUGCCUGCACGCCUAAGUAUAGUCGAUGAUCCUGCACACUGGUCCCUGACGACGGCCCUGUAGACAAUCAUAAGUUUUGGCCCCAAUGAUAUUCUUU
Aspergillus versicolor CBS 583.65 is the source of this 826-nucleotide messenger RNA. Its product is annotated as peptidylprolyl isomerase. The transcript is spliced from 4 exons. Gene Ontology annotation, molecular function: peptidyl-prolyl cis-trans isomerase activity. Gene Ontology annotation, biological process: protein folding; protein peptidyl-prolyl isomerization. The record is from RefSeq and is a predicted model, not a curated record. The coding region runs from base 43 to 531 and encodes 162 amino acids. Lineage: Eukaryota; Fungi; Ascomycota; Eurotiomycetes; Eurotiales; Aspergillaceae.